This is a messenger RNA of Selaginella moellendorffii, 3136 nucleotides long. RefSeq names its product pentatricopeptide repeat-containing protein At4g02750. Gene Ontology annotation, molecular function: RNA binding; protein binding. The record is from RefSeq and is a predicted model, not a curated record. Lineage: Eukaryota; Viridiplantae; Streptophyta; Lycopodiopsida; Selaginellales; Selaginellaceae. Gene Ontology annotation, biological process: RNA modification. The coding region runs from base 70 to 1683 and encodes 537 amino acids. The transcript is spliced from 5 exons.
UGAUAAAUGCAUGGAAAGAUGGAACAAGCAAACCAAUUUUGUCCGGUUGCUUAAAACUCUCAAGUUUGUAUGACCUAUGGGGAAAGGAACGCUUGCCUCGCGGCUAUGGAGUCUUGCCACGACCUCGCGACUGCCCAAGAGCUUCAUUUCCGUCUCCAACGCCUUAUGCGACCCAGAGGCGAUGUUUACGCGCUCAACAAGGUGAUCGACAUGUAUGGCCGGUGUGGUAACACGGAGAUUGCUCGAUGGAUCUUCGAUGGCAUUCACAAGGAUUCCUUUUCAUGGGUGCUCAUGCUCUGCACUUACGCACGCAAUGGGCAGCUUCAGGAGGCCAGAAGGAUCUUUGAGCAAAUGCCCGAGUACGAUGUCGUGAGCUGGAACUCGCUUCUUGCUGCAUAUGCCCAAAACGGGCAUCUUGACGAUGCUCGGCGUUUAUUCGAGGCCAUGCCGGAGAGAAGUCUUGUCUCGUGGAAUCUGAUGCUUUCAGUAUACGCGCUCAACGAGAGCCUAGAUGAAGCAAAGAGAUUUUUUGACGAGAUGCCCGCUUGGAAUCUGGUUUCAUGGACGACGCUGCUUGCAUCAAAUGCCUUGCAUUUCAGUCAGAAGAUCUUCGAUCAGAUGCCUGAGUAUGAUGUUGUUUCUUACAACGCGAUGGUUGAUGCUUUUGGCCAAAGGCAAAAAGUUCUAGAAGCCAAAGACGUCUUUGAUAGAAUCCCGGAGCCAAACCUGGUAUCUUGGAACACAUUGCUUGCAGCGCAUGCCCAAUCCGGGCAUACCAAAGAUGCCGCGGACUUGUUUAAGAUAAUGCCACAAAAGAAUAUCGUGUCGUGGACCAUUUUGAUGGUGGCGUAUGGAAACACUGGCGACGUGGAAUAUGCUCGAUUUUUGUUUUUGUUGAUGCCCGAGUGGAAUCUCAUGACAUGGAACGCUCUACUAGCUGCAUAUUCCCAAGGAGGGUAUCUGGAAGAAUCGAAGGCGGUGUUUGAUUCCAUGCCUUUCCAAGACUCGGUAUGUCGGACAACGAUGCUAGCAGUGUAUUCUCGCCAAGGGUGUCUUGGGGAGGCUCAAGCUUUGUAUAAUUCCAUUCCAUUAAAGAGUGUGGUAUCGUCAAAUGCUAUCAUGUCGGUAUAUACCCAGUUUGGGCAUAUUGUUGCUGCAAAGAAUCUUUUCGACCGGAUGCCGUGCUUGAGCAUCUUUUCCUGGAACGUCAUGCUUGCGGCAUACACUCACAGCUCCAGAUUUACUUCAGCUUUGGAGCUCUUUGACUCGAUGAAGAUCAUUGAGAAAAGUUUUGAUUCUUCUACUCUCCUCUUGGUUUUGAUGGCUUGUAGUCGAGCCGGGAAAGUUUACAGUGGUCGAUGUAUCUUCGUCUCCUUGACCCAGGAUUUUGGCAUGAAGGCUACCAAGCAGCAUUUUUGCUGCUUGGUUGAUAUGCUUGGACGGGCUGGGCAUUUGGAGGACGCCGAGAGUUUGGUUUCGAGCAUGCCUUUUGUUCCCGAGGCAUCGGACUGGACUUGUUUGUUGGGGGCUUGCAAGAGUCACAGUGCAAUGGAAAAUGGAGCUCGGGUCACACAGAAACUUGUUGAGUUGGACCCCAAGUAUGGAGCUUCGUAUGUUUUGCUUGCUAAUACUUUCUCAGCACAUCCUAGAAAAACAAGUUUUGCCGGAGCAGCACCCUGGUAAGAACAACUCCUUUUAUUUUCACAAUGUGGCUUUGACUUUUGUUUUCAUUCUUUUCCAGACCAAUGCAUCCAGUUAAAGAUUUUUAUGCUGAAUGAGCCAGCUCUGGAAGCUCAUUUCUCGACUGACGUGCCGCGUCCCUUAUUAUGCGCAAACGAAUUAUCAAACGCGGAUUCAUCCCUUCAGGUCGAGAAAGCUCACAGUCACAAAAAACAUAUGAACCGUGUGGAUUCCAAUGACUUGCGAGGAAAAAGAAAAAGAGGAGGGUUGCUGUAAAGCUUGACAAAAGCCCACCCGUGAUGAAAAGCGAAGCUAUCUUAGCUCGUCUUCACACACGACCGAUCUACACGUACUGCCUAUCAAAACUCCGUGAGUGAAGGAUGCCAUUCACGAGGCGUUACUGCUCAGCCAAGCAUUUACUUUCUUCAUGUACACUCAAAUAUAACAUCUUGGCUCUUGGUAGAUGCGAAGGGAUCUUCUACAAGCUCUUUUACAAGAGUUUUUACAAGAAGUGGGGCAGCCGCUACUUUCACAAGGGUAUGAAGUUAUCCUUUCGUUUUUUUCUGUUUUUUUUCUUGUACCUGUUUGAGUUCUUUGAGCCACAUAGACAGGAGUUAUGAUAUUCCACCAUACGAGCGGAGUCACGCUUGUAGCUUUUCUUCCUCUUUUGAGUUUGCCAAGUAGAAUACCACACUGUACAGAGAGGAAAGGCGUGCGUAUACAGAGAAAGUCUCUACGUACGAGAUGACAAGGAGUGGUAAGUGGUUUCUCGUUUUUCUUCCAUUUUCCUCCUGUGCUCGCUGUGCGAGUGUGCGGCUUGUCCCAAAUUCUUAGUGACAGAGGCAGUCUGUGAGAGCGCUGAGCCCCCCGUCCUUGUUGUGUUAUUCUCAGCUUUUAAGAUCUGGAACACAGGCUCUAGUGUGCAUUAAUGUCACCUUUGCACUACACUACACCUCCCUUCUCUUCUUCCUGGACUGGCUUCAAGGAGAGACUGUUUAGUCCUUGACUGUGUUGUCACAUUUAUUCCCAUUGAAAGUGAGAGCCACCAAAAGAAAGAGAGGUGAAGCAAAAAAAAAGGAGCUCUCUUUUCCUCUUUUGGUUUCCUCUUCUUCUUCCUCCUUCUAUUUCUUGCACUUCAAGGAUUGCGAGGCUGUUUCCAUCGAAGUUUCAUGGAUGGCGAUGGGAUCCAUUAGAAAACUAUACGUGGAGGGCGGCGAGCAUAAACUCUCCACUCCAAACCAACCUAAGUUUUCGUGGAUUUUGUUUUGGAACAUUGACUAAGCAGCAGCACACCACAUGACACAUGACGAGAACGUCGUGUGAUGCGUAUGUGACAACGAAACCAACAAAUCGCACAAGUAGAGAGAGAUGGAUAUUAUAGAACUAUGAUCUUAUAGUGACUGUGAUCUUAUAGCAACUCUUGUUUAACAAGGUUGGGGUCCUUCUCUUCACUCGA